Molecule: messenger RNA, 3622 nt
Organism: Eremomyces bilateralis CBS 781.70
Lineage: Eukaryota; Fungi; Ascomycota; Dothideomycetes; Eremomycetales; Eremomycetaceae
Exons: 3
Coding region: 229-3441 (1070 amino acids)
Source: RefSeq, a predicted model, not a curated record
CCAUACCUGUCAACCAAAACACGGCACCUCACAUCUUGUUUUUGACCCUCGAGCGACUUCAACGACCGUGCCCAUUUCUUUUUUGGUCCAGCGUUUUGUAACUUUACCUUGAAGCCUUUCAUUUCCAUGAGUCGACCCUUUUAGACAUCUUCGGUCAUAUCUACACUGCCGAACUUGAAGAUCCGUCGUACUGCACUUUCAAACCAUCGGUGGGAUCGAGUCGUCGGAAUGCCGAUCAAAAUGCCAAAGGGCUUUGCCCGGAGGAAAUCCACAGGGAGCGCGCUAGACGACUUCGAUGAGAAAGAGAACACGGUGUUGCGCCAGACUCCGGAGCCCAUUCCCAAACCAGCGACCGAGCAGGGGUCAUUUCGUGUCAUUCCUCGCACAGAGGUCGACAGGCCCGUUUCGCAAUUCAUCGCUCCGCGCAAACCGAAAGUCGAAAAGGCGAGUACAUGGCUGAGUUUUGGCUCGUCCGGACCCAAGGGAAAGGAGAUCGACGACGAGUCGAGUCCCAAUAACCGGGGAAGUAACGGUAGCAGUGCCGCCAAUUCGGCGUUAUCUAAGGUUUACGACACGUCUUCCUCGUCCGCCCGUCUGAGUUCCAGCUCAACCCUCCCUUCGCAACACGACGACGAACUCUUUCCACGGACCAACAUCCACCACACCCUCCCGGCUAAACUCCCCGCCGCCUCCCAUGGUUCCGAACACAAAUCUUUUAUUCAAUCGGCCCGCACCUGGACAUUAGGUGGCAAGUCCAAACCUCAACCUUCAACUCCCAUACCACCUCUCCCGGAGCAAACUAGUCCAAGAGAAGCUCGAGUCAGCAACGGAACGCGGGACGGAACGCGGGACCGUGCAGUCACCAGUAGUAGUUACGCAAGCACUACCAUACCUCCCAAGCUAGAAGACUCGCUCCCAUCCACGGACUUUGGAUCGGACCUAAGCGACAUGUUCGCAACUCUGACAAAGCGCAAGAGUGGCAUAUUGCCUGAUGAGCCCCAUGCUCCCUCUUCCCCGAACAACGCCAUUCGCUCCGAAUCCGAACCAAUCCUCCCGGCCCAAGCUCGUCUACUUUCUCCUAAUCGUGCCGCUAAUACCCCUUCGCCUCUAAACUACGACCGACGAUCUCACGAUAUCGCUUCAUCUCCUCGCUCAUAUCAGAGCCACGAUUCGCAUGAUGGGCUCAUGCCACGCACCACAUCUACCUCGCCAUACCAGGAGUCCUUUCCCUACCGCUCUAACGGCCCAGCCUCGGAGUCCUUCCUGAAACCUGACGAAUCAAUGGCGUUCAAUAAAUCUAGUCGGGCAACAUCUCGGAGCGCCUCGAAUGACGGCCGACCUUCAUCGCAAAGAUCUUCAUUAAGCUUCCUUCCAGACUCGGGAGAUAGAGAUGCGCAGAUUGUCUAUAAUUCCGUUCGGACUAGUCGAUUACUCGGCGCACAAGAUGCCAUCAGUGGAGGGCCCGAUGCCAAUGACGACCUCUUCGGAAAUCGUUCGACGACAAAACCAAGCCCCCCAAUAAACCACUCGAGACCUCAACUUCGCGCUGUCCAGGAAGUCAACUCAAGUCAACAAUUGCCUGCCGCCCCUGAGGAAGAUGAUUCGCUGUUUAGUACCGCAACUGCUGCAGCGAUCAAAUUCUCGGAUGAAACAGCAUACGCCGAAGUGCAGAAAGAGCAGGGCAAGAAAGUGAUGACGGCUGCGCAAUUCGAGCGUUACAAGAAGCACAAUACCAUCUAUCCCGAGGACAACGCUGAUUCCGAUAGCGACAACUCCGAGACAUACGAGGAGGUUGAUGAGGCUGAACGGAGCAAGCAGACAGCUGCUCACCGACGGAAGCAGGAGGCACAACUUGCGGUCUUCAGGCAACAGAUGAAGAAGACGACAGGAGACCAGGGAGCGCCGACCCGACCGAUUAGCCAAUUCCGACCGAGUCUCGACCGUAUGAGCUUGAGUUCUCCUAACCUGAGUGGUCCUGCUUUCUUGAGCCGCCCGGCCGAUCAUGGUAAUGUUGGAGGUCCCAGCCCACCAGAUGGGUCCCUAUCCGAUGAGGAGGACGACGAUGUCCCGCUUGCAAUUGGGAUGGCUCAUGGAUUCCCACACAAGAAUCGACCGCCGAGCAAGAUGAUCGGAAGCGGGUCGUCGAUCGUUGGGGUCCCUACAGAUCGCCGCGGAAGUCAAAUGCCGCUUCAACGACCCAGUUCCGCUGCCGGUCACCAAUCUAACUCGGGUGGCAAUCGGACUUCAACUCUCCCGGUCUUCGCUCGCAACCUUCCCGCCGAUCCAUUCGGUGCAAACGGCGGAGGAGCAAAUCGCGGUGCACCAUCGGUUGCUGGCGGACGCAUGUCCACGUACGAUCCUAACGCCACGCUUCCUGGAUACCAACCCGGAGGACUUGUCGGCGUCAUCGACUCGGAAGAACGAGCACGGGCUCUUCGACGGGGAAGUCCUAAUGCGCAGAUGAACGCCGCCAUGGGCGUGGGUGGCCAACAAGCUCUCCCAGCCAACAUGCCGCAGCAGAUGAUGGGGAUGCCACCGAACAUGCCUGGCAUGAACCCGAUGAUGAACCCCAUGAACAAUCAAAUGAUGUCGCAGAUGAUGGCGAAUCCGAAUACCAGCCAGGCGCAGAUGCAGAUGUUCAUCGACGCGAUGAACCGCAGCAACGAAAUGAUGGCGAUGAUGAUGGCGACGAUGCAGCAGAACCAAGCUAUGGGCGCACAACCCGGCGUCGGCAACCCUCCCCCCAACCAAUCCGCCUACCUCUCUCCCCACAUGAACCACUCCAACCCCAACCUAAACCGCCCCCACAGCAUGGCAUCCAACCUCCCCGCCCAGCACCAGCCACCGCAACAAUCCAACCCCUACGCCCGCACAAUGAGCAUGGUCAACCCCCCCGCCUGGAACCAACCCGGCAACCGCCAGAGCUCCGCCGCCUCCUUCUCCACCUCCUUCCUCCCCAACGUCCGUAACCAACCCUACGCCAGCAGCAUCGCCCCCUCCGAGCGCUCCACCAUGGGCAUGGCCUCGCGCUACCGCCCCGUUUCCGCUCUCCCCCCGACCAACUUCUCCACACCGCUCCCCGACCUCGACCUACCUCGCAUGCGCACUUCCACCCUCCUCCCCAUGGACGCCCACAGCCACGGCACGCCGACCCCUCCCCUCGACACCCAACACCUCGCGGCGCCGCUACCGCCGCCACACGCGAACGGCACGGUGCAGCCGCGGAAGAGCGGGGUGUUCGCGACGAUCCGGGCGCUGGGGACGAAGGGGAGCAAGAAAGAGAAAGGGGCUGUGACGGUGGUGGAGGAGGAGGAUGAGGAGGGGUGGGGGGACGUAAGGAGACGGAAAGGCAGGAGGGGGCGGAGUCGGAGUCCGGAGAAAGGGGGCGCAGGGAGCGAGGUGCCGGAGGAGUUAAGGGGGUUAUAUAUGGCGGAGAUGUGAUUUACUGAUUUGGGAUUGGAUAUCGAGGGGAAUUUUUGGGGGUUUGUCGUGGAUCGAAGGACGGAACGAGGCGAACCAGAUGGAAAAUUUGGGAACCGGUGGAUGGAUCGGCGGGGACAUGGCUCACGGGAUGGGCCGAUGUGAUUUGGCGGAAGGCAAAGCUCUCUAAUAUCCUGAAUUC